UGUAAAAGAAAUUAAAUGUGUAUAUAAAAAGUUUGAGUUGUACAGCAUUUAUGAUAUGUCAGCAUCUCUUAUAUUGUAUUUCCUCCAUUAUGACCUUGUUGAAAAACCUAAAACACAGAAAAUACCGAAACUACACAUAGAAAACAUAAUUAACUAACCCUUUAACUACUUCUACUACCCCUACCACUGGUAUACUAUUACAACCUUACUUGACCUUACUUUGGGUAUUAGGCCUUGCCACAUUAAAAGCCUACUGUAAUUAAAGUAAACUUAUUUGUAAUGCGUCACAAAAGUCUUGAAAUGCACAUAAGACAUCAAAUAAAUUACAUUUACAUACGCCACUACCAAAAAAAUAUAACAAAACGACAAAAAAUAAGGCAACCAAUUAGGUAAUAGUUGUUUAUAACUUUUACUUGAGUUGUAUGUGAGGUAAAAUAAAAACUCAUCAAUGCGCAGUAUGAAUGUCGUGUAAACGGAAGCUCUCUGUCACAGGUGAAUUAAUAAUGUUGACCGAAAGAAGUUAUUUUCUGAUUAAGGAUGCGGAUGGUUGCUGUAACCAUGGCAACGGGAUAAACCCGUGUCUCGCAAAUCGUCAACGUCUCGCUGCUUUUGUUUAUGUGUUUAUGGACGUUUUGCUCACUUUAAUGGCACUCUAAGUGAUGAUGUUGUGUGGCGGCAAAGCCCAGCGAGGCACACACUGGAUGAGACUAGAAAUCUUUGGGGGCAAUUUUUUGGCGGCUGCUGCGGCUUCCGCGUUUGCCUGUUUACGCCCGGAUACUGAACUCUUUCUCACACUGAACUUUGAUGCUGGAUUUCAUCUGUUGUUUUUAAAAUAUCCUUAAACAUCUACAGAAAACUCUGUGAUAGGCUGAGAGUCUUUACUCAGACAUGGAGGACCCUGAUAUACGACAACAGAAGCUGGACAACCAGCGAACCCUUUUGAUGAAAAAGCAGCAAAAGAAGAGGACUGAUUCUCAAAUGGUGGUAGCCAAUCGCGAUGCACGCCAAAAGAACCGAAAACACAAAGCUGUCUGCUCUGAUGAAACACCCCUGUUGAUCAGCCAAUCCUUGAGCAGCGCUUCCCUGAGUGAUCAAGUGGAACAUGCCCAUGACAACCCACUGGAUGAGAUCACACUGGGUGAAUGCGAUAUGACAGCAAGUAUGACGUUAGAGGAGAUGCCCAUAGAGAAGCGGUUUACUCCUAAGAAAAUGAGCUUGGAAAUUGACGAAGAGCCUGAGAUGAAGUGUGACAUGGAGAAUGACGCCCAGGUGGAGGGAAAAAAGACAAAGAAAAAAGACGUGAAAAAAGAAAAAUCCAAGCAGGUGGAACAGAACAAGGAGAAGGAGAAAGAAAAGGACAAAGACAAGGAGAAAAAGGAGAAAAAAACAAAGAAGAAGGACAAAGUGAAAGAAUCUGAGGACACACAAAAGACAAACAAGACAACCAAACAAGAGCGUCAAAGUAACAUCAGUGCUGAGACAAAGUCACAGGAGGCUUCAACUCCAGAGGCAGAGUCAGCGGUGGAGGUGGCGAGUCCAAAGAAGAAUAAACGUGAUGAAAGUGACGAUGACGAGGAGGACGAUGGGUCCCAGAGGCCUGACCCUGAAUCGCCUAAGAAAAAAAAACAGCUGGACACAUCCAGGUGCCAAAUAAGCGAGGAGAGCAAAGACGAGGAAGUCCAGGAAAAGGAGAAAAAGGGGAAAAAGACAAACAAAGCAGAGAAAACUACGCCGAGUCUUGCUUCGCUUAACUCCAACUACAGGGAGAGUUCAUCCUCAAGCAGCGAAUCUAAUGAGAGAUCAACUUCUCCCAUGCCAUUGGAGGAUCUAGAGAAGUUUGCUUUGCGUCCUGCUCCUAGAGACGUAACGAUCCAGUGCAGGGUCACCAGGGACAGGAGAGGCGUGGAGAAGGGCAUUUUCCCGACUUACUAUCUCCACAUGGAGAUGGAGGAUGGGAAGAGGGUGUUUCUGAUGGCUGGUAGAAAAAGGAAGAAGUGUAAAACAUCCAACUAUCUAAUCUCCACGGAUGCGACAAAUCUGUCCAGAGACACAAACUGCUACAUAGGAAAACUCAGGUCCAAUGUUCUGGGUACAAAGUUCACAGUCUAUGAUGGAGGAGAAAACCCAGAGAAAAAACCCUUCAUCAAAGAGUGUGAAUCAGUGCGGCAAGAGCUGGCAGCAAUUUGUUAUGAGACAAACGUGCUGGGCUUCAAGGGUCCCAGGAAGAUGACGGUGAUCAUCCCCGGCAUGCUGGAGAACGAUGAAAGAGUGUCCAUUCGUCCCAAAAAUGAGCUUGAAACUUUGCUGGUGCGCCACACAAACGGCAACACAGACAAACUGGUCACCCUGGUGAACAAAUCCCCUAGCUGGAAUGACCAGACUCAGUCUUAUGUGCUUAACUUCCACGGGCGCGUCACCCAGGCUUCUGUCAAGAACUUCCAGAUCAUCCACCCUGACAACGACGAGUACAUAGUGAUGCAGUUUGGCCGUGUAGCUGAGGACGUUUUCUCCAUGGAUUACAGUUUCCCCAUGUGUGCCCUGCAAGCCUUCGCCAUCACCCUGUCGUCAUUUGAUGGCAAACUGGCCUGUGAGUGACCCAUGCUGGUGUGCAUCAAGUGCUUAACUAGAUCCCUGAUCUAGAUAGAAACUUACAGUUUAAGUUAAAACUAUACCCAUCAUUUUCCACAGGAUAAUUUUUCAUGUUUUGUAUCCUGGUACACAUUGUGUACAAUAAAUAUGGAAAAAAUGCCACAGACUUAGAUUUCAGAGGAGACUUGUUUUUAUAGAUUAUAGUAUAGUAUAUUAUAGAUAGUAUUAUUUUACCACUGAUUUUAUAUUGGAGUGGAAGCAGAGUAAUUUAAGUUAGUACAGUUUAAUUUAAUGAUCUUUCUAUUUAUAUUUGCCAGAUGUGUAAAGGACUUGUGCAAUUAAAAUAUUGAGGACAACUGUGUUAACACUACCGAUGAAAUAAAUGAUGAUAAUAAAAGUUCUGCAUGUCUCUGAAUUGUUAUUUCUCUUAAGCAGAGGUGGCGCUGUGCUGUAUAUUCCUUUGUAUCUAAUUGGUAACUUUUAAUAUUAUCGUGAUUUUCUUUGACAUUUACUUUUAUUAUUUUUAUACAAUCAGAAUCUUAAGUGGCAGUAGACUUUUCCAAACCUCUGAAAAAUACAGCUUUAUACUGGUGUAGUCCUCCACUCAGAUCUUCAUACAUCUGAUUUCAUGUUGUUUCGAACCAAAAGUGAUAUCUCUAGUACAUCUUAAAGUCCUUAUCACAAAGAAGGAAACAUUUUUAUCAAAGCAGUAACAAACUGAAAAAAAAUGCACCCAUAUCAGAUGCAGAGAAACUGCAACAAGUUGCAGAUAGAGCCAGCUGUAUCAGGGUUUCUGCUCUUGCACAAUAUAAAGACUCCAUCUCACAGGAGCUUCACUGCUCGUCUCAAGCAUGUUGUCAACUCACGUUCACACAGCUUCACAUGGGGGGUCAGACAGUCAUUUCGGUUCCAACCAAUAAAAAUAGCCCUUUCACAUGCACUGUGGUGAGUGGGAUAAAUAGAUCUGAAGCCGACAGAUAUUUUUGAUUGCGAAAAACCCUUGUUAUCGCAUAGACAAGACUCUGCGUGAAUAACAUGUUUCCUGUUCAAACUCUCUUGAAGUCUAAUCAAGUUAUAAUGUUUUUUUUUAAAUGGCACCUUGUGAGUAUUACCUUUUUAACCUUUAACCUUUGCUUGUACUUGCAGCAACACAUUUCACAAGUUAUGAAAGUUGACACAUCAACAAUAUCUCACCACAACAGCUUUAACUGCAAGUCAUGAGUUGAAAAAUCCUGAGUAAAACUGAACUGCCACAGUGUCGUCUUUCUGACAAAGAUUUCCUCUUGAUCUAAUGUUCAAUUACUUAUUGUACUAUGCACAAUCUAACACAAUCUGACACAGUGAGACUCAGUCUGCUGGUGUGCAAGUUCAUAUGUUUACAAACUCCAAAUCAACAAAAUCACAAACCUCAGAGGAAGACAUGGACUUCACUGUCAGCUCUUAUCUUUUUACAGAAUCACUACAACACACAAACAACGUUCAGCUGAUCUCCUGUCAGUGCACUACGCGUUGCACAACACUCUUGUAGGUUGCACAAUAAUUCAAUAUAUUCUGGUUUCACGUCACCCAACUUAGAAUCACCAAUAUGUUUUGUCUUACACAUUUUGACAAAUCAGAUUCAUUCAUCAUUCGUCAGAUUCAUCGAUUCACUAAAGUCAAAAAAGAAGCAUUAAAUAUGAAGUGAACCUGGGCUGAAAACAAUCCUCCAACAUAAAGUGCAUUCCUCUCCAGCAACAGCCACACAAAGCUAAAAUACUUUCACUGCUGUGAUUUCUCAAUAUAAAACACUGUGGUAAAAUCUUUAUCUUAAAACUAAAAGCAAAAAUCAUUUAUUUUCCAAAAUGUGUGAGGUGAUAUCCAGGACAUUUGAGUUUGAUUGUUCUUCAUGCAUUUAAAAUGUGUAUGACUUGAGGAAUGCAAUGUUUAACAGACAUAAGUAAAAUACACUUCCUACUCCUCAGAUUUGUUUGAGGUGAGUGAUUAUUAAGCACAGCAGAGUGCAGGGGCAUUUUUUGUUUGUAGAGUUUGAGAGGAGGAGGUUUCACAACAAUUUUCUGCUUCACUGUUGCAUGUGUGUACCUGUGCUUGAUCAAAGUGAAUCUCACAGCAGUGCUGGUAUGGAGUGUCCUCCAGCUUUGUGGUAGAUGAGCAUAACUGAAUGCCAGGAAUGCUGAAAAAAUACAUUUAGAUAAUGUUAAGUAUGUCAGAAGGGUGAAACAUUUACCCAUUGUAUAUAACUUUGCUAUUUGAAUCAAGUAUGGGUCUAAUACUGAAAAUAUGUACUGUUGCUUAACCACAUUUUAUAAAAAGACAAACCAAACUCAGUAUGCACAGUAUGCGAGACUGUGUGGUUGUUGUGAGAC
Molecule: messenger RNA, 4952 nt
Organism: Lates calcarifer (barramundi perch)
Lineage: Eukaryota; Metazoa; Chordata; Actinopteri; Centropomidae
Product: tubby-related protein 3
Exons: 13
Coding region: 889-2595 (568 amino acids)
Biological process (GO): protein localization to cilium
Cellular component (GO): cilium
Source: RefSeq, a predicted model, not a curated record